AUGCCUUGCAUCCUACUAACAAACAACCUGCAAAACCUGAUCGAGCAGAAUUACUCGACUAUGAAAGUCGAUCCAAGUCAUCCAACACAUCGUUGCACGCCCACCAUGCAGACCUCGUCGUGGGAUUCGUAUCAGAAUGGGGAAGCCACCGAUCUCACCGUCACCUGUCAAGGUCGCAAAUUCCAGGUCCAUAAGUUUACAGGGACGGUGAAUGAUACGUUUGGCUUACCAGAUGAGAAACCCGACUUUAUCGCGCUGCUUUUCCAGUUCAUUUAUACGGGGAACUAUUCGGACGGAGAGCAUUUUGACGAACUGCCUGCCAUUCAGACCAUGAUGGAAACAGACAGCGUUCAUGAGGAGAUGUUGACAAAAGGCCCAGAUACCAUCAUGUCUAUGAAAUUCGACAGCGAGGAAUUACAAAUUUACCCCGAAGACGUAGAGGAGGGUGGUUCCAUCGUUCCUGACGAUGAUACAGAAGACCCAAUAUUCAAAUCGGAAGAGGAUGCCGAUGAAGAGCCAUUUGAAUCUGAUGAACCUUUGGAAUAUGACUCCGAGUACGAGUCUGACCGCCCCGAUGGUAAAACAGAUACAAUGGAAGAAGAUGAUAAUGAAUUGGAAAAAGAAGAGGGUGGUGAAGCCCCAAGCCACCAAGAUCCGACCACAUCUCUUCAAGUGGAGAGCAUGGAUACCUGUGAAGCCUCCGACCACAAAGGUCUUGUCACAUCUCUCCAGAAAGAGAGCAAACAGGAAGCCAGUACUGUCUCUCAUCCCAAGCCUCCUCUAUUCACAUCUCUUCAGAUGUAUCUCCUUGCGAAAAAAUACCAGAUCCCCGCCCUUCGUCUCUUGGCUCAAGAAAGAUUCAUGCGCUCAGCCGAAGUAUAUUGGACAAAGCAAGAUCAUCGCGUUGAGAUGGACGAAGUCGAACCGUACCACCCUUCGUAUGCCACGUAUGCCACGAUGGAUUGGUCAAAGCCGAAAAAGCCUUCGCCUUGGACGACGCUAUGGACGAACGCGGACGGUUUCGUCGAGGUUAUAGAUGAUGUGUUUACCUACACCGAAUUAGAGGACCCGUUGCGGCGAUUUAUUUGCAACCUCAUUUCACACGACUUCUCUAUGCAAGCAGACAUUCGAGAAAAGCUCGGUCCGCUUAUCGAAAAACAUAAGGACUUUGCAGUCCGAAUGUUGGAUAGUAUGGUUCGUUAUGCGGGGUUGAACGAGCAAGCAACACGGGUGCACUUUGAGGACGCUGCCAGAGAGUUGCGAUGCGAACCUGAAAAUCUUCAAGGGCGUUUUGCGCAGAUUAAGGGUACCCUCGACCGGACACUCAGAGAGCUCGAAGACUACAGGUCUUAUAUAUACCGUGGUCAGGAUCGUUUGAACUCGAUAUCUUAUACUUCGCUUUAA
Aspergillus affinis is the source of this 1404-nucleotide messenger RNA. RefSeq lists its product as uncharacterized. Lineage: Eukaryota; Fungi; Ascomycota; Eurotiomycetes; Eurotiales; Aspergillaceae. The transcript has 3 exons. Bases 1 to 1404 code for a protein of 467 amino acids. The record is from RefSeq and is a predicted model, not a curated record.